AUGGCUUCCCCUGCACGUUUUGACGAUGAUUUUGAUUUCGGAGGUGAAAUUGGCGGAAGAGAAUCAGGUAAUAAGAGACCAUCGCCGGAUUUCGAUGAUGAAGAUUAUGACAAUGAUCCUUUUGCACCGAAGAAGGCCAAAACUAAAGCUGAAGAAACUGCUUCUGGUGUAACAACAGGAAUGAUCUUGUCACUUCGUGAAAGCCUCCAGAUCUGUAAGGAUCAGCUUGCAACAUGCCAAAAUGAGCUCGAGGCUGCAAAGUCUGAGAUUCAGAGUUGGCACUCAUCAAUUCAAAAUGAGCCUGUUGUGCGUGCCGGGGCUACUCCAGAGCCAAAAAUGUUGAUUGAUUAUCUUCAGGCCCUGAAAUCAUCUGAAGAGUCAUUGAGAGAGCAGCUUGAAAAAGCAAAGAAAAAAGAAUCGGCGUUCAUUAAAACGUUUGCAAAACGGGAACAAGAGAUAGCAGAGUUGAAAUCUGCUGUUCGGGAUCUGAAAGUACAACUCAAGCCUCCAUCAAUGCAGGCAAGAAGGUUGUUACUAGAUCCGGCUGUUCAUGAAGAGUUCACACGUUUGAAGAACUUAGUGGAGGAAAAGGAAAAAAAAGUAAAGGAGUUGCAAGAUAACAUUUCUGCAAUAACUUUUACUUCCCAAAGUAAGAUGGGGAAGAUGCUGAUGGCUAAAUGUAGAACCCUGCAAGAAGAAAAUGAGGAGAUUGGAAAUCAAGCUUCUGAGGGAAAGAUACAUGAAUUAACGAUGAAGCUUGCAUUGCAGAAGUCUCAAAAUGCACAACUCAGAAUUCAGUUUGAAGGAUUGCAGAAGCAUAUGGAAGGACUGACAAAUGAUGUGGAGAGAUCAAAUGAAACGGUUCUUAUGUUUCAAGAGAAGCUAGAAGAGAAAGAUCAGGAGAUCCAAAGACUGAAAAAUGAACUCCAGCAAAAUAACUUAACAGAGGAUGGAAGAUCUGAUGAAACUUUAAAUAAGAGUGAGGGCGAUAAGGUGAUGACCGAGGAGGCUGCAAAAGAGUUGAUUUCGGUUUAA
Molecule: messenger RNA, 1035 nt
Organism: Lathyrus sativus (Indian pea)
Lineage: Eukaryota; Viridiplantae; Streptophyta; Magnoliopsida; Fabales; Fabaceae
Source: the annotation of a GenBank genome assembly